Naegleria gruberi is the source of this 1548-nucleotide messenger RNA. RefSeq lists its product as uncharacterized. NCBI's taxonomy places the organism in Eukaryota, Heterolobosea, Eutetramitea, Acrasida, Naegleriidae. The transcript has 3 exons. The coding region runs from base 1 to 1548 and encodes 515 amino acids. The record is from RefSeq and is a predicted model, not a curated record.
AUGCCACUCCUUACAUCAUCAAAUUAUGAGGGUUAUGGAGAGAGGAGUCAAGCAUCAUCACCUGCAAGAAAUUCAGCCUUAAAAAAUCAUCAUACAGGAGAUGACCCAACAAUUAUGCACUUGGAAUCAACGAAAAAUGGAUUUUCAAGAUUGUUUGUUUCUAAACCAUCUCCCUACGCAGAGCAUUCGUCAUCUUCAUCAAAUAGAUAUGCUCCCUCACCAACAAAUUCUCGUCCAACAGUGUUUUCCUCAAAAACCUCAACACCAACUACCUAUGCAACUAAUAAUCCUUCUCUUUCUCCCUCUCUAACGUUAUUAAAUGACGCCGAACGUCCAACAUCAUCCCUUGCAAUCAAUCAUACACCUGGUCAUUUCUCUGCUAUCAAAUUUCAAAGACAAAUUCCUUCUCUUUCACCUUCUUCCCCAAGAGCCUCAUCUACUCAAUACAGAACAACAAAUGAAUAUUCUCCCUCAACUGCAACAUUAAGCAACAAUAAUACGGAACAAUAUGUUCCUCAUACAAACCCAGAAAAAAACAGACCGCGCUCACCUUCUACAAAUUUUGCGCCAGAAACUCAAACGUUUGAUCCAGCAAUCUUUAGGAGAAGAGCAGCCUCUCCAACUGUAUUUAAUACAUCAUCAAAUAAUAACAAAGCAGCUGUUGAGGAACAUCAUCAUUAUUAUUAUUUAGCUAAUAAGGAAAAAAUUGGAACACAACAACAACGAAUGAGAAGAGAAUCACCAACAUUAACUCCAAGGGAUCGGGAAAUGUACAUUAGUAAAUCCCCUCAUCCUUUCUUAUCUACAAUGUCAAGAGCAAAUACAACACCAAGUACGGCAUAUUUUACUCCUCCUUCGUUUAAACCUUAUGAUUUUGAAUCGGAACAAAAAUCAGGAAGACAAAGUGGAAUUUCUGUUGGUAUGAAGGAAAUUGAAAUUUCACCUCGUAAAGAAAAGGAAGAUCUCAUCAAACAACUUUUACUGAGUGAAAAAACAGAUAAAGCCUUCAAAAUGGCAGAGGUACAACAAGAGAAAAUUAAGAAUGUGCAAAACAGCUACUUUACUGAGGAGUUUGCAACAUCUGACAUUGAACCAAUCAAAAUUUCUACUUCAAGACCUAAAAAGACCUCAAUAAUAUUCAAUAAUCAUGAUGAGGGUAAUACCACAGAUAACGAAGAUAGAGAAAUUGUAAAUAUUCUUUCACAAAUCAAAAAAUCGAGAACAGCAAUUAAUGAAAAUACUAAUGUUAAGCCUCAAAUAACACCAAAAAAAGAAUCUCCAAUGAAACAGAAUAUUUCUUUUGGGGAGGAUAAACAAGACUUUAUUAGAAGAAAUAUGUCGUCAACUAUUAAGGAUGUGAACAAUCUUUUAACACUUGUAGAGACAGACGGAUUGGAAACUUCACAAUCUAAACUUUUUAAUCAGCAAAUUUCUACUGAAGGAGAUCUAUUGACAUUGUCAUCAAUGUUAACACAACAAACUGACACAUUAAAGAAUAGACUCACAGAGAGGUAUGCUGGACAGCUAGGUGACUGUUUAACACAAUAA